AGCCGCGCCCGCCCUUAGGGGCUCGCAGGCCGCGCGCCCAAUUUGCCGGUGCGCUCUCCGCGUGCACGUGCAGUGUCCAGGCGCGCGCAGACCCCGGGAGGGCGCCACCGGAGACCCUGUUCGGGGCCGGACGAUUCCGCGGGCUUCCGGGCCUCCGGCAGUGGGUUCGGCUGUGCCCUGGUCCGCUGACACUCGCAGCGCACGGCUGAGUCACGGGCCGGCGCCCUCCGCAGCGCUUUCUGGCAGGCUGGGGUGGGGGCAGGUGGUCCCUGGACUUCAGCUAGAGCUAGGUGCAGGUUCCUGGUCCAGAGCGCUAGCUGGGACACACCAUUCAGCUUAGGGACUCAGAGCCCUGGUCCCAUCAUCUCUGGGGCCCCCAUAGGAACCUGUCUUUUCAUUCCCUUUACUGGUACUCUGCCCUUGGGCAAGCACCUUAGGCUGAAGCUGGUACCAAACAGCCUUCGCCGCCGCUGCUACCGCCCUCCUCCUCUUCCUCCUCCUCCUCCUCUUCCUCCACCACUACCACCACCACCACCACCACCACCUUCUCCUCCCUUCAUCUCCUUUCCUAACCCAUCCUGGCAAGUCACAACCCUUACUCCUGCUUUCUCAUCCCUGGGAAUGUCCUUGUUGUGUGGACUCAACCUGUUAAAUCCCAGCACCCUUUGGGGCCAGUUUCUCCUGAGGCUGCUCCUCUGAUUUCUCCUGCCUUGGGCCUCUCUUGGGGCUGGGUUCUGCUGAGCUUCUUAGUACCUGUCUAGGCCAGGCAGGGUAUAAAGAGUGUUGGGGUACGAGUCCUGUGUGAGGAGCAGGAUGCCAGGCACGGAUGGCGUUUGCAGUGUUGGUUUUCAUCCCAGUCCCUGGAAGAGCAAGGGCAUCCAGAGAGUCCUGGGCCAGCAAGAGUGUCCGAGGGCCCUUGGGAUUUUCCAGGAUGGAGACAAGAGAGUGCAGGACCUAAAAGAAGGGCCUUAACCAGCUCAUACCCAGGGACCCCUUGGGCAGCAACACUCCACCUAUGUUCUUUGAGUACUUUAGAUUCAUAAUAAGAAACUCUGGUCUGUAGGCAGGGUGGGUAGCAGUCAUCACCACAGCCUGGCAGAAUUCCCGUGGGCACCUGGCCCUGGCUGAUUGCCAGGACUGGGUACAUUCUCUGUUCUGGUUGGCUGGUGUGGGGUCUGAAGGGGCAGCCCUGUGACUAUAGCUUUUGAGUCCCUGGGAAGAAGGGACACAGAGUGUAUGUAGGCAUGCCUUAGUGCUAGCUAGCCCAAAGUUGCUUAUCAGGAACACCCCUCAGGGCUUGGGAAUAGAGGCCACAACAUAGUUCCUGCCACAGCAAGUUGGGAGAAGAGUCCAGCUGUGUGACAGUCAGUUGGAGGUGCCCGUUGCCUUUUCCCUAGGACUGACCCCUGCCUGUUAUGUGGAUCUGUUGGGUUUUCCUGAAUUCGCAUGCUUCAACAUUCCCAGAGACCAAUUAGACCACAGAGGAGAUCCAUAACCUAUGGCUGAGCUACCAGCAGUGGCUGUCUUCUUCCAGGAAGACAGUUUUUGCUGGUGUCAGGGGUGUGCCCAUGCAAAGCUUGUGAUCUGGAGGGGACCUCAGGACUUCUGCCCUGCUUGCUUCCUUCGCUCAAGUACUACCCUGCCUUGUUGUAGGGACAUGGGUAGUACAUGGGACAUGGGUCCACCCUGGCACCCUUAGGAGGAUCACCAGUAUAGAGUAGUUGUGGUGGAAGCUAACAUCACACGUGGGUAUCACCUGCUACCCUCCCCAUCCCCCAUCACAGCGAGCACAAGGCUGCUCAGGCCCAGGGUGAGCAUGGAGAUAUUGGGGCAGUGUGGAAGCACGGGACUUGUCUUGAGAGACAGAAUCCCUAGGUCACUUGCGGUCACCUAGGUAAGACAGGUAGCGCUGGACCUGUGCUGUGAGCCUGUAACCAGAUGCCCCUCUGUUGCCCUCCGCCUCCCAGCUAGGACUCUUUCUCCCAGCAGCUCAUGCGCAGCCGUUGCUAUAGUGAUAGGGGAGCCAGCCUGGCCUGCGCUGCAGUUACUCGGGCAGAGGUGCCCAGGGCAGGGCAGAUGUGCCUGUGGUCGGGUAAGUGUGGGUAGGGCUGUCUCUUGAGCUGUGACCCCUGCUACUCUGUAUGCGUGAGACACCGUGUCCUGCAGCCCUGGGUGUACAUACCACCUCCUCAACUGGCCCUGGACUCCAUCCUGGCUGGAGAGGAGGUGGAGGCUGGCACAGGCUGAGGCGGGUGAGGGUAUAGACAACACAGCAGGGUGUUCUGAUCACAGAGAGCUAUUGUCAGCACAGUGGGCACAACCAGGGACAAGCUGGGCACGGACCCACACCACUCCUGGGAGGGGCUUCAGAGUCUGCUUCAGAUGGUGACGAGGGUGAAGGAGACCUGAGGCGGAAGAGCCAUGGAGGAGGACGGCUUCUGCAGGGCUGACCCUCUCUUUCCUGGGAUCUUAGAGGCAGGAGCUCCCAGUCUAUUUCCUGGACUUCCUCCCUGAGCUGAGGUGGGGGCAGGAAUUGGUAAAGCCCCUUUUUCUCCACAUGGUAUGGGAGUCCUGGGCAGGCAGUGGACAGACUGCAUGUGGCCUCAUGUGGCCCACCCUUUCCAGUGGGUCCUGGCUUUUGAGAUCUUCAUCCCGCUUGUCCUCUUCUUCAUCCUGUUGGGACUGCGGCAGAAGAAGCCCACCAUCUCUGUGAAGGAAGUCUCUUUCUACACCGCAGCACCGCUGACAUCAGCCGGCAUCCUGCCCGUCAUGCAGUCGCUUUGCCCUGAUGGCCAGCGUGAUGAGUUUGGCUUCCUGCAAUAUGCCAACUCCACGGUCACCCAGCUUCUGGAACGCCUCCACCGUGUAGUGGAGGAGGGCAAUUUGUUCGACCCAGUGCGACCCAGCCUGGGCUCAGAGCUCGAGGCUCUGCGCCAACGUCUGGAGGCCCUCAGCUCAGGCCCUGGCACCUGGGAGAGUCACUCAGCCAGACCUGCAGUUUCAUCCUUCUCUCUGGACUCGGUGGCCAGGGACCAGAGAGAGCUUUGGCGUUUCCUGAUGCAGAACCUGUCACUGCCCAACAGCACGGCCCAAGCCCUCCUAGCUGCCCGUGUGGACCCUUCCGAGGUCUAUCGCUUGCUUUUUGGUCCUUUGCCUGACCUGGAUGGAAAGUUGGGUUUCCUUAGGAAGCAGGAGCCCUGGAGCCGCCUGGGUAGCAAUCCUCUGCUCCAAAUGGAGGAGCUGCUGCUGGCUCCUGCCCUUUUGGAACAGCUCACAUGUGCUCCAGGUUCUGGGGAACUGGGCCGGAUUCUUACCAUGCCUGAGGGUCAUCAGGUAGACCUUCAGGGCUACCGGGAUGCUGUGUGCAGUGGGCAGGCUACAGCUCGUGCCCAGCGCUUCAGCGAUUUGGCCGCUGAGCUCAGGAACCAGCUGGACACAGCCAAGAUUGCUCAGCAGCUGGGCUUCGAUGUCCCCAACGGCUCAGAUCCCCAGCCACAGGCACCGUCCCCACAGAGCCUGCCGGCACUCUUAGGGGACCUGCUGGAUGCCCAGAAACUUCUGCAGGAUGUGGAUGUCCUAUCAGCCCUUGCCCUGCUGCUGCCUCAAGGUGCCUGUGCUGGCCAGGCCUCUGCACCUCAAGCCAGCAGCCUGAAUGGCCUGGCCAACAGCACCGGGAUAGGUGCAAAUUCAGGUUCCAACACCACUGUUGAGGAGGGCACCCAGUCACCUGUCAGCCCAGCCUCUCCUGACACUCUGCAAGGGCAGUGCUCAGCCUUUGUGCAGCUCUGGGCUGGCUUGCAACCCAUCUUGUGUGGCAACAACCGCACCAUCGAGCCUGAAGCGCUUCGGAGAGGCAACAUGAGCUCCCUGGGUUUUACAAGCAAGGAACAGCGGAACUUGGGCCUUCUAGUGCACCUCAUGACCAGCAACCCCAAAAUCCUGUACGCACCAGUGGGCUCUGAAGCGGACCGCGUUAUCCUCAAGGCAAAUGAGACCUUUGCCUUUGUGGGCAACGUUACACACUACGCCCAGGUCUGGCUCAACAUCUCCACAGAGAUCCGAAGCUUCUUGGAGCAAGGCAGGCUGCAGCAGCAUCUGCAGUGGUUACAGCAGUAUGUAGCUGAUCUUCAGCUACACCCUGAAGCAAUGAACCUGUCCCUGGAGGAGCUGCCACCUGCUCUGCGCCAGGACUUCUCACUGCCUAAUGGCACAGCCCUCCUGCAACAGCUUGACACAAUAGACAACGCAGCCUGUGGCUGGAUCCAGUUCAUGUCCAAGGUGAGUGUGGACAUCUUCAAGGGAUUUCCUGAUGAGGAGAGCAUCGUGAACUACACUCUCAAUCAGGCCUACCAGGACAAUGUCACAGUGUUUGCCAGCGUGAUCUUCCAGACACGGAAGGACGGCUCCCUCCCUCCACAUGUACAUUACAAGAUUCGCCAGAAUUCAAGCUUCACUGAGAAAACCAAUGAGAUCCGCCGUGCUUAUUGGCGUCCAGGGCCCAACACCGGUGGUCGCUUCUACUUCCUCUAUGGCUUCGUCUGGAUCCAGGACAUGAUGGAGCGCGCCAUCAUCAACACAUUUGUGGGGCAUGACGUGGUCGAACCUGGCAACUACGUGCAGAUGUUCCCAUACCCCUGCUACACCCGUGACGACUUCCUGUUUGUCAUUGAACACAUGAUGCCAUUGUGCAUGGUGAUCUCCUGGGUCUACUCUGUGGCCAUGACCAUCCAGCAUAUUGUGGCAGAGAAAGAGCACAGGCUCAAGGAGGUGAUGAAGACGAUGGGCCUGAACAACGCCGUGCACUGGGUGGCCUGGUUCAUCACGGGCUUUGUGCAGCUGUCUAUCUCCGUGACAGCUCUGACCGCCAUCCUCAAGUACGGCCAGGUGCUCAUGCACAGCCACGUGCUCAUUAUCUGGCUCUUCCUUGCCGUCUACGCUGUGGCCACUAUCAUGUUUUGCUUCCUGGUGUCUGUGCUGUACUCUAAGGCUAAGUUGGCCUCAGCCUGUGGCGGUAUCAUCUACUUCCUGAGCUACGUUCCCUACAUGUAUGUAGCGAUCCGCGAGGAGGUAGCCCAUGACAAGAUCACUGCCUUCGAGAAGUGCAUUGCGUCCCUGAUGUCCACAACAGCCUUUGGCCUGGGUUCCAAGUACUUUGCACUGUAUGAAGUGGCAGGAGUGGGCAUCCAGUGGCACACGUUCAGCCAGUCCCCAGUGGAAGGAGAUGACUUCAAUCUGCUCCUUGCUGUCACCAUGCUUAUGGUGGACACGGUGGUCUACGGCGUGCUCACUUGGUACAUUGAGGCUGUGCACCCAGGUAUGUAUGGGCUGCCCCGGCCCUGGUACUUCCCGCUACAGAAGUCCUAUUGGCUGGGCAGUGGGCGGACAGAAGCCUGGGAGUGGAGCUGGCCAUGGGCACACACACCGCGCCUCAGCGUUAUGGAGGAGGACCAGGCCUGUGCCAUGGAGAGCCGGCACUUCGAGGAGACCCGCGGCAUGGAGGAGGAGCCCACCCACCUGCCCUUGGUCGUCUGUGUGGACAAGCUCACCAAGGUCUAUAAGAAUGACAAGAAGAUGGCCUUAAACAAACUGAGCCUCAAUCUGUAUGAGAAUCAGGUGGUCUCUUUCCUAGGCCACAACGGGGCCGGCAAGACCACGACCAUGUCGAUCCUGACUGGACUGUUCCCACCCACGUCGGGCUCAGCCACUAUCUAUGGGCACGACAUCCGCACCGAGAUGGAUGAGAUCCGCAAGAACCUGGGCAUGUGCCCACAGCACAACGUGCUCUUUGACCGGCUCACGGUGGAGGAGCACCUCUGGUUCUACUCACGCCUCAAAAGCAUGGCACAGGAGGAGAUCCGCAAAGAGACGGACAAGAUGAUUGAGGACCUGGAACUCUCUAACAAGCGGCACUCACUGGUGCAGACGUUGUCUGGAGGCAUGAAGCGCAAGCUUUCGGUAGCCAUUGCCUUUGUGGGUGGCUCUAGAGCCAUUAUCUUAGACGAGCCCACGGCUGGCGUGGACCCCUAUGCUCGCCGUGCCAUCUGGGACCUCAUUCUGAAGUACAAGCCGGGCCGCACUAUCCUCCUGUCUACCCAUCACAUGGAUGAGGCUGACCUGCUGGGGGAUCGCAUUGCCAUCAUCUCCCAUGGGAAGCUCAAAUGCUGUGGCUCUCCCCUCUUCCUCAAGGGAGCCUAUGGCGAUGGGUACCGCCUCACAUUGGUCAAGCAGCCUGCAGAACCUGGCACCUCCCAAGAGCCAGGGCUGGCUUCCAGCCCCUCAGGUUGUCCUCGGCUGAGCAGCUGCUCGGAGCCGCAAGUGUCCCAGUUCAUCCGCAAGCAUGUGGCUUCCUCCCUGCUGGUCUCAGACACGAGCACCGAGCUCUCCUACAUCCUGCCCAGCGAGGCCGUCAAGAAGGGGGCCUUCGAGCGCCUCUUUCAGCAACUGGAACACAGCCUGGAUGCGCUCCAUCUGAGCAGUUUUGGGCUGAUGGACACAACUCUGGAGGAGGUGUUCCUCAAGGUGUCUGAAGAAGAUCAGUCACUGGAGAACAGCGAGGCUGAUGUGAAGGAGUCCCGGAAGGAUGUGCUGCCUGGGGCAGAGGGCCUGACAGCUGUGGGGGGUCAAGCUGGCAACCUGGCUCGGUGCUCAGAGCUGGCACAGUCACAGGCAUCGCUGCAGUCUGCAUCCUCUGUGGGCUCUGCCCGUGGGGAGGAGGGCACCGGCUACUCUGAUGGCUACGGUGACUACCGUCCCCUCUUUGACAACUUGCAGGACCCAGACAAUGUCAGCUUACAAGAGGCAGAGAUGGAGGCCCUGGCUCAGGUGGGCCAGGGCAGCCGCAAACUCGAGGGCUGGUGGCUGAAGAUGCGGCAGUUCCAUGGGCUCCUGGUGAAGCGCUUCCACUGUGCUCGUCGGAACUCCAAAGCUCUCUGCUCUCAGAUUCUGCUGCCUGCCUUCUUUGUCUGUGUGGCCAUGACUGUGGCGUUGUCUGUCCCUGAGAUUGGUGACCUACCUCCACUGGUCCUGUCACCCUCUCAGUACCACAACUACACCCAGCCCCGUGGCAACUUUAUCCCUUAUGCCAAUGAGGAACGCCAGGAGUACCGAUUACGGCUGUCACCUGAUGCCAGCCCCCAGCAGCUGGUGAGCACAUUCCGGCUGCCCUCUGGUGUGGGUGCCACUUGUGUGCUCAAGUCUCCUGCCAACGGCUCCCUGGGACCCAUGCUGAACUUAAGCAGUGGAGAGUCCCGCCUGCUGGCGGCACGGUUCUUCGACAGUAUGUGCCUGGAGUCCUUCACACAGGGGCUGCCACUGUCCAACUUCGUGCCACCUCCGCCCUCACCCGCCCCUUCUGACUCACCCGUGUCCCCAGAUGAGGAUUCACUGCAAGCCUGGAACAUGUCCCUGCCACCUACUGCUGGGCCAGAGACGUGGACGUCGGCGCCUUCUCUGCCACGCCUAGUGCAUGAGCCAGUCCGCUGUACCUGCUCUGCACAGGGCACGGGGUUCUCAUGCCCCAGCAGUGUGGGUGGACACCCACCCCAGAUGAGAGUGGUCACAGGUGACAUCCUGACUGACAUCACUGGCCACAAUGUUUCUGAGUACCUGCUCUUCACCUCUGACCGUUUCCGACUACACCGAUAUGGAGCCAUCACCUUUGGUAAUGUUCAGAAGUCUAUCCCAGCAUCCUUUGGUGCCCGGGUCCCUCCUAUGGUGCGGAAGAUUGCAGUGCGGAGGGUGGCUCAGGUGCUCUACAAUAACAAGGGCUACCACAGCAUGCCCACCUACCUCAACAGCCUCAACAAUGCCAUUCUGCGUGCAAACCUACCCAAAAGCAAGGGCAAUCCAGCAGCCUAUGGCAUCACCGUCACCAACCACCCCAUGAACAAGACCAGUGCUAGCCUCUCCCUGGAUUACCUACUGCAGGGCACAGAUGUGGUCAUCGCCAUCUUCAUCAUUGUGGCCAUGUCCUUCGUGCCAGCCAGCUUUGUGGUCUUCCUUGUGGCAGAGAAAUCCACCAAGGCCAAACACCUGCAGUUCGUCAGCGGGUGCAACCCUGUCAUCUACUGGCUGGCCAACUACGUGUGGGACAUGCUCAAUUACCUGGUCCCAGCCACCUGCUGCGUGAUCAUCCUCUUUGUCUUUGACUUACCUGCCUACACAUCACCCACCAACUUCCCCGCGGUGCUCUCCUUGUUCCUGCUCUAUGGGUGGUCCAUCACACCCAUCAUGUACCCAGCCUCCUUCUGGUUUGAGGUCCCUAGCUCAGCCUACGUGUUCCUCAUCGUCAUCAACCUCUUCAUCGGCAUCACAGCCACGGUGGCCACUUUCCUUCUGCAGCUUUUUGAGCAUGACAAGGAUCUGAAGGUUGUCAACAGUUACCUGAAAAGCUGCUUCCUCAUCUUCCCCAACUACAACCUGGGCCACGGGCUCAUGGAGAUGGCCUACAAUGAGUACAUCAACGAAUACUACGCCAAGAUUGGCCAGUUUGACAAGAUGAAGUCCCCGUUCGAGUGGGACAUUGUCACACGUGGACUGGUGGCCAUGACAGUCGAGGGCUUCGUGGGAUUCUUCCUCACCAUCAUGUGCCAGUAUAACUUCCUACGGCAGCCACAACGCCUGCCUGUGUCUACUAAACCUGUGGAAGACGAUGUGGAUGUGGCUAGUGAGCGACAGAGAGUGCUCCGUGGCGAUGCUGACAAUGACAUGGUCAAGAUUGAGAACCUGACCAAGGUGUACAAGUCUCGGAAGAUUGGCCGGAUCCUGGCAGUGGACCGCCUUUGCCUGGGUGUGCGCCCUGGAGAGUGCUUUGGGCUCCUUGGUGUCAAUGGUGCAGGGAAGACCAGCACCUUCAAGAUGCUGACUGGAGAUGAGAGCACAACUGGGGGAGAGGCCUUUGUCAAUGGACACAGCGUGCUCAAGGACCUGCUCCAGGUACAGCAGAGCCUUGGCUACUGCCCGCAGUUUGAUGCCCUGUUUGAUGAGCUCACGGCUCGUGAACACCUGCAGCUGUACACGCGGCUGCGUGGCAUCCCCUGGAAGGAUGAGGCACAGGUAGUGAAGUGGGCCCUAGAGAAGCUGGAACUGACAAAGUAUGCAGACAAGCCAGCUGGCACCUACAGUGGAGGCAACAAACGGAAGCUUUCCACAGCCAUUGCCCUCAUUGGGUACCCUGCCUUCAUCUUUCUAGAUGAGCCCACCACUGGCAUGGACCCUAAGGCCCGGCGCUUCCUGUGGAACCUCAUUCUGGACCUCAUCAAGACGGGACGUUCGGUGGUGCUGACGUCACACAGCAUGGAGGAGUGUGAGGCUCUGUGCACACGCUUGGCCAUCAUGGUGAACGGGCGGCUGCGCUGCCUGGGCAGCAUCCAGCACCUUAAGAACAGGUUUGGGGAUGGCUACAUGAUUACUGUAAGGACCAAAAGCAGCCAGAACGUGAAGGACGUGGUGCGGUUCUUCAACAGGAACUUCCCAGAGGCCAUGCUCAAGGAAAGACACCAUACGAAGGUGCAGUAUCAGCUCAAGUCAGAGCACAUCUCGCUGGCUCAGGUGUUCAGCAAGAUGGAGCAGGUGGUGGGUGUGCUGGGCAUCGAGGAUUACUCAGUCAGCCAGACCACCCUGGAUAACGUGUUUGUGAACUUUGCGAAGAAGCAGAGUGAUAAUGUGGAGCAGCAAGAGGCUGAGCCCUCGUCCUUGCCGUCCCCCCUUGGACUGCUCAGCCUGCUGAGGCCCCGCCCCGCACCCACAGAGCUCCGGGCAUUGGUGGCUGAUGAGCCAGAGGACCUGGACACAGAGGAUGAAGGCCUCAUCAGCUUCGAGGAAGAGCGGGCCCAGCUCUCCUUCAACACUGAUACGCUCUGCUGACCAUCAAGAGCCACAUCAGGGAUGCAGCUGUGUGGGGCAGAUGUCAGGCGGUGGCCGUGGCCCCUAGUCACACAUGCCAGGCCCUGGAAAGGCAGGUUCAGGACCAAAGGGCUCCUGCCCUCCUCCCAACUACCAUCCUCCCCGAAUUGUGCCAAAGGCUGGCCUGGCCCUGGGCUGCACAUACCCUCACCCUGCUUUGCCUUAAAGCCUUGGGUCCUGGCCCAGCCCCUUACCCUGCCCAGCACCAUCCACCUUCCCAGGGUGACAUGGGCUGCCCCAAGUAUCCUGUGACUCUUCUCUGCAGCGGCCGCAAGUCUACCCAGGCCAGCAUCUUGCACAGAUGUCUUUUCAUGGACACCCUUGACUGCAGUUGGGGAUGGGGCAGCUUGCCUAUUUAUUUUGCUUUAAGAGCCUCCCUCACUUGGCUGUGGUACAGAAGUUAGGCUACCAUGGGAAGCCGUGAAUGUGGCUGCCUCAGCCCUGGUGGAAUGACAGGAACGGAGAAGCUGGGCUUGCUGGCUAGGGGAGGGGCCACUGUUCCCUCCCUACCCCCUCAAUCUGCCUUUGCUCUCCCGUCCAGCUUGGCCCUUCCUGCCACCCACAUGGGAGCAGGACUUUGUAUAUAGCACACAGAUGUUUGUUUUCAAUAAAUAAGCAAAAAG
Messenger RNA from Mus musculus (house mouse), 10526 nucleotides. RefSeq names its product ATP-binding cassette, sub-family A member 2 (gene Abca2). The record is from RefSeq and is a predicted model, not a curated record. Gene Ontology annotation, molecular function: ATP hydrolysis activity; ABC-type transporter activity; ATP binding. Lineage: Eukaryota; Metazoa; Chordata; Mammalia; Rodentia; Muridae. Gene Ontology annotation, biological process: regulation of protein localization to cell surface; central nervous system myelin formation; transmembrane transport. Gene Ontology annotation, cellular component: membrane; lysosomal membrane; endosome membrane. Bases 2563 to 9864 code for a protein of 2433 amino acids. The transcript has 49 exons.